Molecule: messenger RNA, 762 nt
Organism: Erythranthe guttata (spotted monkey flower)
Lineage: Eukaryota; Viridiplantae; Streptophyta; Magnoliopsida; Lamiales; Phrymaceae
Product: F-box/kelch-repeat protein At3g06240-like
Source: RefSeq, a predicted model, not a curated record
AUGGCGUUCUUUAUUCUCCAUCGGAGGUCAUGUUCUCUUAGUUCUUUACUCGAGAAUUCGACCGCCACAAUUUCUGAUCGUCAUCCAACGGACCACAUAUACGACCGCAUAUCCGAGGAUGCCGACGCCGACGCCAACUAUUUUCAUCGAUAUUAUUGUCCAUACUAUCGAUAUCCCGAGAUGAUGACGUCAACAACUAUUGGUGACGACGGAAACCCUAAUAAUGAUGGUUUUGGAAUAUUGGGAUCGUGUAACGGCCUAACGCUCGUCACCAUAGGCAUGAGAGAUUUAUUUAUGUGGAACCCUACAACAAGACAAGCCAAGAAAAUUGUUCCACCCGAAUCUCAUUGUUUUACCGACGGCUUUAAGAACAUUCGUCGCAGAUCUUUCUUAUAUGGGUUAGGAUAUGUGGAAUCUACCGACGAGUAUAAAAUCGUCUGCAUUUUCUUCUCAUACAUGAACCACCGUCCGACCGAGAUAUACAGUUCGAGGACCGGUUCUUGGAAGAAAAUCCAGAAUUUCGACAAUGAGUUUACGUUCAAUGGUAACAAAGAGUUUAUCAACGGAAAGUUUGUCAACGGAAAGUUCCAUUGGCUGAUUAAACACAACAAUGGUGGUAAAUGGGAUAUUGUUGCUCUUGAUUUGUCGGAGGAGAAAUACGAAAUUGUGGGUCGCCCGCCAAACUUUCCGGAUCGUACGCAUAGCCAACACAGUUGCAUGCUUUGGGAGGCUAUCUUAGCUUCACUAGUUAUCACGAAGUAA